AUGCUGCGUGUAGCAUGCUCUCGUCGCCGUCCCAUCCUAUUCCCCUCUUUGCUCAGAGUCUCGCCUCUUCGAUAUCUUAGCGACUCGGUAUCACAGUCGAGCGAGCCACCCAUCCUCGACAUCCCCUCGUCGUCUAUCUUCUCCCAAGGCGACCCAAUCACUGCCGAGCCCAUUCUCCAAGGCGUUACCUGGAAAAUCAAUCCGAAUGAAGCAUGGGCCGUCGUCACCGCUGGCUAUGGUAGUAGCAAACGCACCCUCUUCAAAGCGCUCAUGGGGCAGCGUCGUAUUCACCCGCCCCCUCCGAGAGGCGUUUUUCCGUUUUUGAGAUUUGAAGAUCCCACCAAACGCGUGCGCCUCGUCAGCUGUGGGCGCACUGCAAACCCACACGGUGAGUUCUUCGACUACACCGCGCGCUAUGGUGCUAUGCGCGAGGAGGACCGGCGGACUCUUCGCGAGACCUACUUCCCAGAGACAGCACGACCUAUUCACCGUCUUGCCCUGUCUAAUUUCAAAGCGGUCGAUCCUCUCUGGAGAGACCCAGAAAAGCGCGUAAAGUUCAACGCGCUGAUGCACCAACUACGCCUGACCGACUUGUUGGACUUGCCUCUCAUUGCGCUCAGCAAUGGACAGACGCGGAGGGCGAGAAUCGCGAAGGCACUCUUAUCCGAGCCAGCAGUGCUGUUGUUGGACGAGCCCCUUAGUGCGUUCACGACCCACUCUCAUAUACGCGCAUUUAUUCAUGGCUAUUCUACUUUAGCUGGCCUUGAUGCCCAGACGCGUUCUCUCAUGCUUGACUUCCUCCACUCCCUGCACACAUCCAACGAUCCGUCCACCCCGCAUAUCAUCCUCGGUAUGCGGCCCAAAGACGGCCUACCCGACUGGAUCACCCACGUCGCGCUCGUCACUUCAGAUCGGACCGUCCUCACCGGCACCAAGGCCGAACUCGCCUCCGCGGCCGAAGGCCAGUACCGCUCCGCCGUCGGCGCACACCCCGCGCAACCCGCACACGCCGCCCCCGGCCAGCGCGCCCUCGGAUACGAGGUCGCGCGCCUGACGAACCUCAACGUGCGUUACGGCGAGCGUCACGUCCUCAAGGACAUCAACUGGACGAUCCACGAGAACUCGCGGUGGCACCUCAUGGGCGCAAACGGCGCGGGAAAGACGACGCUGCUCGCGAUGCUCACCGGCGAGCACCCGCAGUCGUUCGCGCAAUCGGACCGCCUCCGCCUCUUCGGGCGCCACCGCGCGAGCUGGCCGACCGUGCGGCUCGGUGCGCGCAUCGGGCGCGUGUCCCCCGAGCUGCACAGCGCAUUCCCGCGGCGGGACAGUAUGAGCGUGUGGGACGUCGUCGGCACGGGCUUUGGCGGCGAGUUCGUCCCGCGCGGCGCACUCCGCGUCGGGGUCAACGAGGAUGGUACCGAGCUCGAGUCGGGCGGGGCCCUCGAGGCGUGGCGCGUCAGGCGCAUGUGGCAGGUCCUCGAAGGGCUCGGCCCGCGCGCGUGGACGGGGCGCAGGGUCGACGGGUCGUAUGAGGCGCAGGAGGACAAGGCGUUCGCGAAGCGCCGGUUUGUCGACCUGUCCCAGGGCGAGCAGGGCAUCGUGCUGCUCAUGCGAGCGCUCGUAGGACGGGCGCCGCUAGUGUUGCUGGACGAGGUGUGGGCGGGCAUGGUCGAUGGAAUGGUCGAAGCUGUGUGGCGGUAUUUGGCGGACGGCGCGGGAGGGCUCUUGCAGACGCAGGCGUGUGUGGUGAUUAGCCAUUGGGAGGACGAGGUGCCGUGGGGCAAGGAAGACGGCGUGAAGAGGUUUUUGUUAAAAGACGGCCAGGGAGAAAUUGUGGAAUAA
Molecule: messenger RNA, 1842 nt
Organism: Fibroporia radiculosa
Lineage: Eukaryota; Fungi; Basidiomycota; Agaricomycetes; Polyporales; Fibroporiaceae
Exons: 1
Coding region: 1-1842 (613 amino acids)
Molecular function (GO): ATP hydrolysis activity; ATP binding
Source: RefSeq, a predicted model, not a curated record